AUGUAUAUUUUUAACCAGUCAACUCGCCAUGUUACUGGUGUUGUCAACGUAGAUUGGUUAACUGUUCUGCUCUCAUCACUUGUUGAUGGCACUACAAAACUUCUUGGAGUUCCAAGGUUUCGUAAAAAAUGGACAGAAAUGAAUCACACACCAGAAGCCAGAUCAACCCCUUUGAUAAUUGUUUCAGAUGCAAUUAAAGCAUUCAUCAAAUGUCAACUUGAGGUCAGACAUUCUCGAGAUGACUAUUUAAAGUUUCUACUUCUUGCUGCACAAAUAGCUGAACUGCAGGUUGAUGUAGCCAUUCGCAAACCUGGUGCACGGCACAGGGCACGAUGGAUGGCAAAAGCCAUCUACGCAUUAAAAAUUGAACUAUUAUUCACCGUAAAUAAAACCAUUUUUAACUUAAACAGCUCGAGAAUUACAAGGUAUUCAACGUUUGAAUCGGUUUAUCAUUUGUGUUUAUCUUCAGUCAUGGUUUUCAUGCAGGCUCACUGCUGA
Molecule: messenger RNA, 498 nt
Organism: Helobdella robusta
Lineage: Eukaryota; Metazoa; Annelida; Clitellata; Rhynchobdellida; Glossiphoniidae
Exons: 2
Coding region: 1-498 (165 amino acids)
Source: RefSeq, a predicted model, not a curated record